AUGUCGUCGCCGUCAACGAAUGUGAUCCUUGGAAGUGUUCUUGGUGUCACUUCCUCAGCCAUCUUCUUUGGCGCCAAUCUGGGAAUCUCUUUCAUCGCCGUCCCAACACUUCUCCUGUCGUCACCUUCCUCGGGUCUACCAGUACCGGCCAAUGCUGAGAACCGGGCUUCGCCGACGUCGACAUCAUCGGAGAAGCCGUUGACAAAGCCGUCGCACCUGGCUCGUCAAUGGCGAUCCAUUUACGACAUUGGAAAGAAAGCGGGUCCUUUCUUCGCUCUUUUCGCAAGCGGGUGCUGGCUGCAUGCUGCUCGGCGACUGUCGGCAGAAUCGAGAUCACAACAGAGAUUGCUCAUUGCUGCUGCUGGGCUGUCGGUAGCCAUAGUCCCUUUCACAUUCGGGGUGAUGAAGCGAACAAAUGACGAGCUGACCCGACGAGCAAAUGCGGCGGCUAAAGAAGAGGAUGAUUACGCAAAAGCAGAUGCUCGAACAGGCACAGUCGAGGCUUACCAGACCCACGACUUGAUUCGCUGGUGGGCGCAAUUAAACUUAUUGUAG
Cladophialophora yegresii CBS 114405 is the source of this 555-nucleotide messenger RNA. RefSeq lists its product as uncharacterized. NCBI's taxonomy places the organism in Eukaryota, Fungi, Ascomycota, Eurotiomycetes, Chaetothyriales, Herpotrichiellaceae. The record is from RefSeq and is a predicted model, not a curated record. Bases 1 to 555 code for a protein of 184 amino acids. The transcript has a single exon.